Messenger RNA from Penaeus indicus, 2901 nucleotides. RefSeq lists its product as uncharacterized. Bases 1 to 2901 code for a protein of 966 amino acids. The transcript has 4 exons. NCBI's taxonomy places the organism in Eukaryota, Metazoa, Arthropoda, Malacostraca, Decapoda, Penaeidae. The record is from RefSeq and is a predicted model, not a curated record. Gene Ontology annotation, molecular function: nucleic acid binding; zinc ion binding.
AUGGCGCAAGCAGCCGAUAGGUUUCGUAGUGCACACAAAUCUACCAAAAUCCGUAAAAUGCCUAUCAAGGAAGAUCCUGAUACAAAGAACGGUACGAAAUCUGGCGUUAGGGAUAAGAUCGUGUGUCACCACUGUUCCAAGCCAGGUCAUAUACGUCCUUUUUGCCCUGAUUUAAUGCUUGGUAAAAGCAAAUCCUCUCAGAGGGUCAACUUUGUGUUUGACUCUGACCUCUCUCCCAACAAUAGCAUCACGUGUGAGGGAAUGUUAUAUUAUAGACCCGUACAUGUACUCUUUGAUUCUGGCUGUUCGUCUAUCAUCGUUAAGGAAUCGCUCAUCCCCGCCACGGCCAAGCGAGGGAAAAUGGUCACUCUGUACGACUACCUGGGAGUGGGCCGGACUUUUCCAACUGUGCGUUGCCUUAUAAAGAGCGAAUUUUUGAAUGGGUGGUACAACGUUGUUGCUGCUCCUAUUAAGUUCACCGAUGUUCUUGUGGGUAUGGUGCCGGGUGUCUCAGUGCCAUCCGUGAAUAACCCUAACCUUAGCAUAUCGGUAAAUUCUCCCCGCACAGAUAUCGGUAACGCGGAUGUUGUUAAUGCAGUUGUUACGAGGGCUGCUAAAAUAAAGGAAGAUGCCGAACCAGCAAAACUGACGGUUCCUCAUUUUCAGUUUGAUAAUGUAACUAAGGAUGAAUUUCUGAGUGCUCAGACUGAAUGUUCUUCUCUCAUAAAUAUCAGAGCUAAAGUAAAAAGCAAGUCUCUAGCAAAUGUAAAGAGUCGUUCUGUUAGAUACGAAAUUGUGAAAGGCUUAAUUUACCGAGUGUGCGUUAAAAGCAAGCACAAUCAUGAAAUAGGCGUUAAGCAGUUGGUAGUACCUCGUGCGGGAGCGGAAAUAAAACGGUACUGUCGUUCAUGUCACGUGUGUCAGAAGACGGCUCCUAAAGGUAAAAUAGGGAGAGCACCCAUGGUUCAGAUGCCGAUAAUAAGCGAGCCUUUUGCCAGGGUUGCAAUUGAUCUUGUGGGGCCGAUCACACCUGCUUCUAGCAGAGGCCAUAAGUAUAUUCUAACCCUAAUUGACAUGGCAACUAGAUUCCCGGAAGCAGUGCCCUUACGGAAUAUAGAUACUGUCACUGUAGCAGAGGCUUUGCUAAAACGACCCCACGAUUGGGAUCGCUACAUCCCGUCUGUUCUAUUCGCGUACCGCGAGGUUCCUAACGAUACUCUGAAAUUCAGUCCAUUUGAGUUGCUGUACGGUCGCAAAGUGCGCGGUCCACUGUCCAUUCUUCACGAUCUAUGGACCAGAGAUGACCUUAAUGAUAAAAUUAAAAGCACUUAUCAAUACGUUCUUGAUUUGCGAUCCCGAUUAGAGGAAUCCGCUCAGUUGGCUUCAUCCCAUGCAGAUGUUUCUGGUAAAAUGUACAAAGCCUAUUUUGACAGAAGUGCUAAAGUAUGCAAAUUAAACGAAGGCGACGAAGUACUUGUUUUGCUGCCAACAUCUCACAACAAGUUAACAAUGCAGUGGAAGGGACCUUAUUCGGUAGUGAGGAAGCACGAUAACGGCGUAGACUACGAGGUAAAGAUUAAUACGAAAAAGAGAUUAUAUCACAUAAACAUGCUUAAGAAAUAUGUGAGGCGUGACGAUGUUUCUUCUUCGGAAGUAUGCCAGGUGUGCGUCGUAGACGAUCUUCCAACGUCCGAGGAAAAAGCGAAUUUUGCUUGCGAUAUCCCUGACUUAUACGAGGCUAAUGAAUGUACAGUAAACAUUAAUCCUGAACUGUCGAGUAAGCAGACAGCAGAAAUAAAACAGCUAGUAGCUGAAUUCUCUGACGUAUUCUCAGAUAAACCAGGUGUAACUAGCACGGUCAUACAUGACAUUGAAUUGUCAACAGUUGCCCCUAUUCAUACCAAGCCGUACCCUAUUCCCCAUCAUCUCAGAAAAGCUUUUGAUGAGGAAGUGGAUAGAAUGUUAGCUUUAGGCGUUGUUGAACAUUCUACAUCUCUCUAUUGCUCACCCGUUGUGCUAGUUAAAAAGGCCGAUAAUUCAUGGCGCUUUUGCGUAGAUUUUAGGGCUCUGAACGACGUGAGUGUUUUCGACGCAGAACCAAUGCCAACGAUGGAUGAAGCAUUAGGUAAUUUUGUGGGAGACGUUUACUUCACUGAAUUAGAUCUUUGUAAAGGCUAUUGGCAAAUUCCUUUAUCUCAGAAGGCAAAAUCGUACACGGCUUUUGCUACUCCUAAAUACGGACUUCUGCAGUUCAAUAAACUUCCGUUUGGUUUACGCACGGCGUGUGCCAGUUUCAUUAGAUUAAUGCGUAAAGUUACUGCAGGUUUGACGAAUGUAGAGUGCUACUUUGAUAAUUUGGUGGUGCAUAGCUUGUCAUUUCAUAAGCACUUGGUUCACAUAAGGAAUCUUCUGGAAAGAUUGCAGGAACACGGGUUAACUGCUGGGCCUAGUAAAUGUUUUCUAGCUUUUCCCAAUAUUAAAUAUCUUGGAUUUAAUCUUGGUGAGAAGGGCUUGAGUACCCUUCCAGAUAAGGUUGAGGCAAUCAAAAACGCCAGCGACACAGGUCUUGGGGCGGUGUUGCUACAGAAUGUUGAUAAUGUUCUCAUGCCAAUCGCUUAUGCGAGUAGAAAGCUCUCUGACUCGGAAGGGCGUUAUGCCGUAAUAGAAAGAGAAGCUUUAGCUAUUGUCUGGGCUAUUAAAAAGUUCUGGUGUUAUCUUUAUGGCCGCGAGUUUGUCUUGCAAACCGAUCAACAACCGUUAACAUACAUCAGAAACAUGAAGAACAGCAAUGGUCGUCUUAUGCGUUGGUCACUGGCUCUCCAGUCUUAUGCAUUUACGAUAGAGUAUAUCAGAGGUCAAGAUAAUGUUGGCGCAGACAUUCUUAGUCGACGCUCAGUGUAA